Messenger RNA from Mizuhopecten yessoensis (Yesso scallop), 5430 nucleotides. Its product is annotated as cAMP-specific 3',5'-cyclic phosphodiesterase 4C-like. Gene Ontology annotation, molecular function: 3',5'-cyclic-AMP phosphodiesterase activity. Gene Ontology annotation, biological process: signal transduction. Gene Ontology annotation, cellular component: perinuclear region of cytoplasm; nucleus; cytosol. The record is from RefSeq and is a predicted model, not a curated record. The coding region runs from base 1254 to 3137 and encodes 627 amino acids. Lineage: Eukaryota; Metazoa; Mollusca; Bivalvia; Pectinida; Pectinidae. The transcript has 13 exons.
ACAGGAAGUACAAAGAGAUCGUAGCUAAAUAGUACACAUUGAAAUGUGACACCUGCAAUAGAUAACGGAUCAAGGUGAAACUAGAUACCUGUAAUCAAUUCCCUGUUCAUCGGUCAUUCUUCUUUACAAUUUUAUUGAAGCCGUUAAUCUCUUACAAUGUAUCGUAGAGUGUAACGAAUUGUGUCUGUGUUUACAGAAAUAUAAAUAUUGAUCGACUAAUUGCUGUAGUGUCAACAACAAUAGGUAAUUACAGGUAAAUAGUGGGGUCGUCACAGGUGAUCUGAAGUACCGCUAGACUAUCACAUUGAUUUACCUGUUCCAAUUCACAGCUAUUUAGUAUUCUGUGAUUUAUUUUACGAGCCUAUACCUUACAAUAGGGUGUCGUACAUUUAAAAAGUCACUACAUGCUCAAGCUACUGCAGAUAAAAUAGAAACAUUUCCAUGUGAGUGAACAGAAAAUAUUGAUAACACUAUAUACGGGCAAUUUCCAUUCUUGCAUGUUGUGCUGUAUAACAGAAAAAAGUGACAUUAUCUAUGCGGAGAAUCAACAGCAUUUAAUUACAGUGAUCUAGACAGAUUGGUCCUCGGCCAAGAUAUAUAGGUGUACUCGGACUGUUGUGGAUUAUCUUCGGAUUACCAUUCAUUUGGGUAAUCAGUUUACAAAAUUCAGAGGUUGGAUUACCAAAACAUCCAAGGACAGUGAGAAAUAAAUGAUCGGUGAGGAGUGAGUGAAGGACGGACGGUCAGACGGAGUACAAUUCAGGUCAUAAAACGGGUAUCUGCAGAGAAAUCUGUGGUUAUAAAAAGGACAGCUACACCAAUAUAUUUGUGUUUAAUGAAAAGGAGAUAUGGAUGGGUACUUAUAUUUAUUUAUGUUGAUGUCGCUGGAGAGUGUCUGACCACUGGAGAGUGUCUGACCACUGGAGAGUCACUGGAGAGUGUCUAACCACUGGAGAGUGUCUGACCACUGGAGAGUAACUUUUUGCUAAGUGGAUGAUCUGAUAUGCCUACAGCGUAUUUCUAAUCAGAGUUGUAGGUGUCUCGAUCAAUACAGAAACUUUAUAACUAUCGAAGUGCACGUCAGUGUAUAAGCUGUACUUAAGACCACGAAACUUAACGACUGUGACUCUUUUGUUGUUAUGUGGUUUUUUUUUACACUAUUAUGAUUUCUAGUGACAGAUUAAUGUCUAAACAGUAUUAACUAUUAAAUUCUUACCGUAAGUUAAGUAAAUUGUUGCCGAGUCCAAGGAAACAUGGAUGAUUGUGAAUGUGAAGACACUCCAGCCUCGGGGAGUGGAUUUCAUCGUGUGAUGAGCACCAGUGUUCUACGCAUUCCAAAACAGCGUAAAUCAUUUUGGCAAAGACACGCUGAUGAUUUGAUUGUCACGCCCUUCGCUCAGAUCCUGGCCAGUCUACGGAGUGUCCGUAACAACUACAUCACACUCACAAACAUCCAAGUGUCCAGAGAAAGGACGAGAGGCAGUGCCGCCACCACCACCACCACCACUACCACCACCACCAGUCCACACAAUGCUCACAACAAAACGUCCCAGACAACCUGUCAAAACUCAACACAGAACAACAAACUGGCAGAUGAGAACUACACCAAGCUGGCCAUGGAUACCCUAGAAGAACUUGACUGGUGUCUUGACCAGCUAGAAACCAUCCAGACUCAUCGGUCAGUUAGUGACAUGGCGUCCAGCAAGUUUAAACGGAUGUUGAAUCGAGAAUUGAGUCAUUUUGCGGAAUCUAGCAAGUCAGGAAACCAAAUAGCAGAAUAUAUCUGUAGCACAUAUCUAGAUAAACAACAGGAGCUUGAUGUACCAACAUUUAAGGUAGAAGAUCAUAAGGAUCAACCAAUCAGAGAGGAGAAAGAGGAAACGCCAGAAUCUGAACGAAGGCCGAUGACAAAAAUAACAGGUGUCCGCAAAUUAAAGCACGCCAACAGUUUCACAGGAAUCGUACCGAAGUUUGGUGUGGAAACAACACACCAAGAGGACCUCAGUCAAUGCCUUGAGAACAUUAACAUAUGGGGUGCUGACCUUUUCAAAAUAUCUCAAUUCUCCAACAAACAACCUCUUACCUGUGUAACCUAUAUGAUAUUCCAGGAACGAAAUUUAAUGAAAACGUUUCAGAUCCCCAACACAACUCUAGUCACAUAUUUAAUGCAUCUUGAGGAUCAUUACCACGCAGACGUACCCUACCAUAAUUCCAUGCAUGCAGCAGAUGUCGUACAAUCCACACAUGUUCUUCUCUCCUCACAGGCUCUCGAGAAUGUGUUCACAGAUUUAGAAGUUCUUGCAGCCAUAUUCGCAUGUGCAAUGCAUGAUGUAGAUCACCCUGGCUUGACAAACCAGUACCUUGUUAACACUAGUUCAGAACUUGCCCUCAUGUACAACGACGAAUCGGUACUGGAGAACCACCACUUGGCUGUAGCGUUCAAACUCCUGCAGGAGGAAAACUGUGACAUCCUCUUUAACCUCAACAGCAAACAGCGACAAACACUACGGAAAAUGGUCAUCGACAUGGUUCUAGCUACUGAUAUGUCCAAACACAUGAGCCUGUUGGCCGACUUAAAGACAAUGGUUGAGACAAAGAAAGUGGCAGGCUCUGGGGUACUACUGCUGGAUAACUACUCCGACAGAAUACAGGUGUUACAGAACAUGGUGCACUGCUCUGACCUCAGCAACCCCACCAAACCUCUCCAGAUGUACAAGAUGUGGGUUGACAGAAUCAUGCAGGAAUUCUUCAUCCAGGGGGACCUUGAACGGGAGAAGGGCCUGGAUAUCAGCCCCAUGUGUGACAGACAUACUGCUACCAUUGAAAAAACACAGGUCAGCUUCAUUGACUACAUAGUCCAUCCGCUAUGGGAGACCUGGGCAGACCUCGUGUUUCCAGAUGCUCAAGAAAUUCUCGAUACAUUGGAGGACAACCGUGACUGGUACUUGAGGAUGAUCCCCAUCAGUCCCUCAUCCAGCUUCUGUUCCUCACGGGAUAAAGAGGAGGAAUCACGCUUUCAAUUUGACCUUGAGGAGGACAGAGAUACCCUUAGUCAGGAGUCAGACGGUGACACACCAGUGACGAUAAAAUUUCCAAGUAGUAGUAGUAGUACAAACACUGGAACUGGUUCAAAAUGACAGACAGGUGGUGUGUUACCAUAACAAUGUUCAUCUUGUGAUAAAAAUGGCUGAUUGAUCCCACAGGUGUUGAUAGCUUGAUGGGGUGAAUUGUUGAGCCCCCAAAUAGACUGGAGGUAGUAUUCAUCAUUCAUCUCGAGGAUGCAUGUUUAAUCCUCAGCUGAUGAGGUGACUCGUCAGGACUGUUACUAAAUGCUGAAGGUCAUUAUAAAAUGGCUGGUCUCCCAAGCUUCCUUUGUCCGACCGUGAUAGCAACCACGACAACACAACAGUCUAAAUGUUUGUUUUGAACGUUAUUUAGAUCUCAACCAGUUGUUACUCUUUUUAUUUUUCAUGUGUUAAAAACAGAAAUGCUGAAACCUGAAUGAAUCUCGGUGCCAAGACAUUAUAACAUUAUGUGUUGACCUUGAGCCUACACUCUGGGCCAAGGUGAUACUAUAUCCCAGCUAGUAUGCCAGCUACUGGGUGUGACACACUAACAUUGUGGCUGUGCCGUUUGAUAUUAAAUUCUCAAGGGAAUUGUGUGUUACAUGCAUGAGUGCAUCUGGAUUGAUUGACAGUAGGUGUUUGUCCAGUCAGUUUUGUGACAGAAUAUUAUCUGCUGGUUUUGAUUGUGCUACUUACCUCUGAUAGAACGCUGAAUGAAGCGGACAUCUUGUCAGCUUGGACGCAAAUUUAGUCGUUGACGAUGAAGAUUUCGCGUCUCGCUCAAGGAAUUUCCUUUUGAUUGUGCUUAACUGUGAAUUAACAUUUCCAGUCGUAAAGCAGAACUUUAUCAGCAAAAUUACAUAUCUGAGAUAUGUUACCUUAGUGAUGGACUAAACCACUACAGGAAGUGGUUACUAUGGUUAUCUGUUUGAAAUCGUCCUUAGUACAGCACUAGUGAGCGAUCGUGGAUGGAAUUCGUGGAUAUGCUUGAAGGGUUGUAACGUUGUAUGUGUGAUUGAACUUUUGUGCUGACUGUAACACUGACAGCCCUAUAGAACUGCGAAAAGUCAGUGCUGCGAAGGACUAGGUCAAAAUUCGCAUUGUUUUGGUGAUGAAACAGCAAUUCAGGGCUUUCCUGUUGAAAUACUUAGUACGCAUGCUUACAGAGUGAACAAUAUUUGUCGAGAGUUCUUUUCAAGGCUUUGUGUGAAAAGUGUUUACAGAAGUGGAGAUGUUUUUUCGAGAAAACGAAAUGGAAAAUAAUACCAAAUACUCGUUAUUGACUAUUUCUUAUCGACGAAUGCUCUGUAUACAAGGACUGUUUAAGUAACUGAACAUCCAUCCACAGCACGAAGACCCAUUAUUUAAGUACCAUACCCGUGGAGGUACGGAGGUUUUCUACUCUUUAUGCUAGACUGAAUGUACACUUGUUUUCUAUACAUUCAAUUUGUUCCUUGUAGAUUUUUUUCUUCAAGUUUAGAAGAUAUCAACUCACGUAAUAUUAACUAACAUUGGUUAAAUACUAAAUCUGUUUCUCCAUCAUUUUAAUGAUGAAAUGGUUAACACAUUAUUAUGAAAUUUGUUAAAUUUUCAUGAUGACUGGCAAGCUGUGCUUUUUGUGAUUUUGUAGAGCUCUGUGAUUUUAUGGCCUUUCUUCCCUGAACCCCCAAUUUGUCGGUAGGAAAUCAGGUCUGCUUUUGGAAUUAAGGGUUGAAAGGGUUAGAAGAAACUAGGUACAGUUACAUAGAAACCUGCCUUCCUCAAAGUUACAGACUCGGGUGGUCAGCUGUUCAAUGCCUCAGUAACUUUUUUAAAUUUGCAGCAUAAUCUAUUUUUUAUGCAUAGAUUUUGGUUAUAUUGAAACCUGAUGUAUGAGGAUUUUAGUUCGAUGGUGACUGGUGCAAAUAUUAAAUCUUCACUUGUAGAAUACCAGUUUCUUCCCUCAAGACAUUUCAGAAAAAUAAUUGACUUUCACAUGGCAGUAUAUGUAGAAGUAUUAACACUGAAUUACUGUGCAGAUAAUUUACACUAUGGAUUUUGUGUUUCUGAAAAGAACUACCAAUUUUGGGCCAUUUUUUUACCCUUUCUUCAAGUUUUCUAAUCAUAACUGAACAUUAUAUAAGAACAAUUACGGGCAAAACAUUGUUGUGCUCUAUUUGAAAAUCUGGAUAACAGAAAUAAGUAAUUUUCCCCCCAAAAAGUAUGAGUUUAUGGCAGGAAGACAGGUUUGACUGUAGCUGACUGAUAAGUUUACUGUUAUAUCAUUGGCUAAGUUAUUACAGAUACUUGUUGAGGUUUUCUGGAAAUAUUAUACAUUAAGAAUUAUAUAUAUUAUUAUGAAUAAAGUGGAAUAAGUUCAAAGUAA